Molecule: messenger RNA, 1472 nt
Organism: Osmia lignaria (orchard mason bee)
Lineage: Eukaryota; Metazoa; Arthropoda; Insecta; Hymenoptera; Megachilidae
Product: tRNA dimethylallyltransferase
Biological process (GO): tRNA modification
Cellular component (GO): mitochondrion
Molecular function (GO): tRNA dimethylallyltransferase activity
Source: RefSeq, a predicted model, not a curated record
UGCGCAUGUCCAGUUCCGAGUAAGGAUGAGUGAUUAUGGAAGUGUUAGUAUGUCGCGUGUGCCAGUUUUAGCAAUUUUGGGCUCUACAGGAUGCGGAAAAUCACGUUUAAGCAUCGAAUUGGCUCGCAAAUUUUCCGGGGAAAUUAUUUCCGCCGAUAGCAUGCAAGUAUACAAAGGUCUGGAUAUCGUCACUGCAAAAGUGACUAAAGAAGAACAAGCAAUGGCACCUCAUCACAUGUUAGACAUCGUGGAUCCUCUGGAUCCAAACUUCACCGUGGUGCAAUUCCGGAAUAUGGCCACACCAAUAAUAGACGAUCUUCUGGCUAGAGGAAAGCUACCGAUCAUCGUUGGCGGCACCAAUUAUUACAUAGAAUCUCUUCUAUGGCAAGUAUUGAUAAGCGAUGCAACUUCGGCGUUUGAUGAUUCGGAGAGGAAGGACGCGUCUGAUGAACCAGGGGAGGAAGAAAACGAAGAAGUUUCGCCUUUGAAGAAGAAGAAGGUCGAAUUAGAUCGGCUCACCACAGAGAGUAACGAAGAGCUUCAUGAAAAGUUGAAGAAAGUUGAUCCAGAUAUGGCUAAGAGAAUUCAUCCCAAUAACAGAAGGAAGGUCAUUCGAUCUCUGGAAGUAUUCGAGCAGUACGGUGUGCAGCAUUCUGAACUCUUGAAAGCUCAACGAACUGCUGGUGGUUGCGGCUUAGGAGGUCCCUUGAGGCAUCCCAACUCUGUCAUAUUGUGGCUCCGUUGCGAUACGAGAGUCCUUGAAGAGCGGCUGGAAAGUAGGGUCGAUGCCAUGAUGAAGACCGGUCUGGUGCAGGAACUGCUUGACUUUCAUCGACGAUACAACGAACAGCGGAUUAAGUCCAACACGUCAGCCGAUUACACGACGGGCAUCUUCCAGAGCAUCGGCUUCAAAGAGUUUCACGCUUACCUCGUGCUACCCGAGGAAGAGAGGCGAGAGAAAAAGGGUCAACAAUUGCUGGAAAAAGGCAUCGAAGAGCUGAAUCUAGUUACGAAAAGAUAUGCAAAAAAGCAACAGAAAUGGGUCAUGAAUCGUUUAGCACGUCGCAAAGAUAGACAGGUACCACCAAUUUAUUUACUAGAUUGCACGCAUGUAGAUCGAUGGGACAGUUGCGUGUAUGAGCCAGCCGUGGCGAUAUUAGAAGCUGUGCUAAGGGGAAAGAAACCUGAGCAAAAGCCUUUGAAUGAAACCAUCGAAGAUCAGAAACUUACCGACAGUAGCAACGAAGAAUCACAUUAUUGCGAUGUAUGCGAGAGGAUUUUCAUUGGAGAACAUCAAUGGAAUGCGCAUAUACAUGGUAUGAAACAUAUGAAGACUGCGAAAAAGAAAAAGAGAUUAGCUGAAGAAAAACAGGCAGAAGAGAGAGUCAAUGAUAAAAGUUGAUGUAAUUAUUGUAAAAUAUGUUUUAAGAGAAAAUAUUUUUUACAUGUUUUAUACAUGUCUAAGAAGAUCA